Caenorhabditis angaria is the source of this 1832-nucleotide messenger RNA. Lineage: Eukaryota; Metazoa; Nematoda; Chromadorea; Rhabditida; Rhabditidae. The record is from the annotation of a GenBank genome assembly.
AUGAAAAAUGAACCAUUAUUACGUGAGUUUUGAAUUUGGGAGAUUUUAAAAAUUUUCCAAAAAAAAGGUCCGGGAAAUUUUUUCAAAAAAUGAGUCCAGAAGUCGCGGCCUAUUUUUUAAAAAAAUUUAUGAUCAUAAAUUUUUCCUAUGGCAACGAAAAAAAAUUUUGAAAAAAAUCUGAAAUUUUUGAUUUAAAACUUGGAUCCAAUCUGAAUUUUUAUAGUUAUAGAGACUCCAAUAAUUUUUAAAAAUUCUGAAAAAAUUGAUUUUUUAAAAUUAUUUCGGACACCCAUUUCAUAUCUGCCUUCAAACCCCAAAACCCCCCAAUUUUCCAGCGCAUAUCCGACCUUCAACAAAAAAUCGUAUCAGAAAAUAUCUCUACAUAAUCACUUUUGUCCUAGCCAUAUUUCUCCUUUAUCGAUCCUUAUCAAAAUCAAAUGAUGAAAACAUCCAAAAACUUGGUAGAAUAUCCGAUGUUAGUUUUUUCUUAGCCAAAGAAAUCUGGUUUUUAUAAAAAUUCACAAAAAAAAAUUUCUAGACAAUGUCUGGUGAGAUUUCAACUUUCGAGCAAAUCAAGCCAUCCGAAACUGGAAACACCGUGAAAAUUGAUUUAUAUGUGGAAUCUCUUUGUCCAGACACAUCAAGAUUCUUCCGUCAACAACUCAGUAAAAUGUGGGAUCUUCUUGGUGGUUCGUCACGAAUUCAAUUAACUAUUUCACCAUUUGGAAAAGCGAGAUGUGUUGAGGAAAAUAAUGACUUCAAGUGAGCCAUUUUAAUUGGUUUUUUUUCCCAACUCAAAAAUCUUUCAGAUGUCAAUGUCAACACGGGAACCUCGAAUGCGAAAUAAAUCAACUUCAGAAUUGUAUAAUUGAUCGAACGGGUUUUCCAGAGAAGUUUGUGCCAGCAGUUUUGUGUAUGCAGGGAAAACAUUCACUUGAGGAAGCUCUCAAAUGUGUUGAGACGGUUUUGCCGGGAGAAACUCAUAGGUUUGUGGAAGGGAGAAGAUCUGGAGGGUAGUGAAAUUUUUGACCACGUGGAAUUUUUUUGUGCUGAAAUCUAAUCUGAAAAUUUGAAUAGUUAGAGAAAGUUUUGAAUUUUCAAAAACUCAAAUUUUAAUGCCACGUGUUAAAAUAAUAAAAAAAUUCAAAUUUCGAAAAUACCUUCCACGUGAAAAUUUUGGCGCGAAAAUUUAAUAAUUUAAAAAAUCCCAGAAAGUUUCGAAAUUUUAAAAACAUCCACGUGGAUCUUUGAGCGCGAUUUCAAAAAUUCAAAUUUUAAAUACUUGCCGACAAAAAAACUUGAAUGCUUUUUCAGUUUCAAAACCACUUCUUUCCCAAUUUCCUGGUCCCAACCGGAUAAAAAAUAGUUAAUUCUCUCGAAAAUCCCAGCCUGCGGCAAUAAUGUAUUAGUACAAUAUUUUGAUGUACUUAAAAAUCAAAACAUAAAUUGUUCACGUCAUUUUAGAAACCUAGGUACAAAGAUCGAAACUCCCCCUGGGGAACAUCUUAAGUAUUUCACACUCAGUCAAAAUGUUCCUAAAAAAAAGAGCACACAAAGUGCUCUAACUCAAUUGUCUAUCCCUUUUCUUACUUAUCCUAAGUCCCUUCAGAAUGCGUGAAUGUGCAUCUGGCCAACGUGGUCGUCGUCUACUUGCUCUCGCUGGUCAACGAACAGCCGCACUUCGACCAUCGAUCGAAUUUAUUCCAUGGAUUAUGAUAAAUGGCGAACGGAAUUCAGAUGCGCUCUAUGAUUUGACACAAAAUGUUUGUCAAGCGAUGGAACCCAAAUCACCGGCUUGUAAAAAUUAUUUGAAAUCGCUGAAUUUGACUUGA